AUGUCUGAGGAUUACGUUCAGCAGUGUUGCGAUAAAGCAGCUUCCUUUAUAUCGAGAGGAGAUUACGAUGCUGCUGAGAAGUAUUUGAAAAAAGCUCUCGAACGCCAACCUGAUAAUUUGAAGGUCCUUUCUUUGCUUUCUCUUGUAUCGGAGGGAAGAAAAAAGAGCCAGAAGGAUGAAGAGAAAUCGGAAGUAAGGCAACGCCAUCAGGCUCAGAGUGAAACCAAUGUGUCUUUCACUCCCGAACAGAAAGAACUUGCUGAUUCCAUAAACAGCAAGGAGAAUCUGUACGAAAUUCUUGGCGUGAGCACAAAUGCAUCCACGGAGGAAAUCAAAAAGGCCUAUCGCAAACUUGCCAUUAAACUCCAUCCUGAUAAGAACUCGUAUCCGGGUGCCGCAGAUGCAUUCAAGCGUGUAUCUGCCGCGUUUACCGUCCUCAGCGACGAAACCAAGCGUUCUCAAUAUGAUUCGAAUCCCUCCCCCAGCGGUUCGAACGUGUUUAGCUCCCAGCCGUCCAGCGCUCCCCCUGCAGAGUACUAUUACACCCAAGACCUCGAUCCUGAAUUUCUCUUCCGCAUGUUUUUCGGCAAUGAUCCAAGUUUUCAUUAUUACCAAUUCAACUCGUUUCCUCGGCGUUAUUCCUAUCGUUCCACAUCCUCCGAUCGUUCCUCAUCUCCUCAGUCCUUCAUUUCGCUUCGGAUUCAUCCCUAG
Molecule: messenger RNA, 711 nt
Organism: Blastocystis hominis
Lineage: Eukaryota; Bigyra; Opalinata; Blastocystidae
Exons: 5
Coding region: 1-711 (236 amino acids)
Biological process (GO): cellular response to misfolded protein
Cellular component (GO): endoplasmic reticulum membrane
Molecular function (GO): Hsp70 protein binding
Source: RefSeq, a predicted model, not a curated record